CCAACGAUCAUCAAUUGAAGACGCAGAUAUGACGCAACAAGCCAUCACGACGACGGAUCUACCACUGAAACUCGUCGCACGGGGAAAGGUGCGGGACGUGUACGACUCGGGCUUGAGCGAAGGAGCCAAUGCGGGUGCGCUCCUCUUUGUGGCUACGGAUCGCAUCUCAGCCUUCGACAUCAUCCUCGACAAUGGGAUUCCCUCCAAGGGCAAGCUGCUGCACGCCCUCUCGACCUUUUGGUUCUCGCUCUUGACGCCCUCCAUCAUUGGCUCCCACGUACUUGCCACGGACUUUUCCGCUUUUCCCGCUGAGCUGCAGGCAAAGCUGUCGUCUGUUAAGGACCAGGUAGAGGGGCGAUCGAUGCUCGUUAGGCGCGCCGACGUGAUUCCCGUCGAGGCCAUCGUGCGCGGCUACAUCACGGGCAGCGGCUGGAAGGAGUACGCCAAGGCCGGAACGGUGCACGGCAUCAGGCUCGAGCAAGGUCUCAAGGAGUCACAAGAGAUCCCCGGCGGACCCAUCUUUACGCCGAGCACUAAGGCAGAACAGGGCGAGCACGACGAGAACAUCCACCCAGACAAGGUCGCCGACCUCGUCGGCAAGGAGCUUGCCGAAAAGGUGAGCAAGGCGGCCGUGGACCUGUACGCAAAGGCUGCGUCACAUGCGCGGGAGCGGGGCAUCAUUCUCGCCGACACAAAGUUCGAAUUUGGACUGGUGCCUCCCGGGGCUGGUUCCCAGGAGCUGAUCCUCGUCGACGAGGUCCUCACACCCGACUCUUCGCGCUUUUGGGACGUCAAAGGGUACGAGGUGGGAACGACGCCAGACAGCUACGACAAGCAGUACGUCCGCGAGUGGCUCAAGGCAAAUGGGCUCGACAAGGCCGCGGAUCAAGGCAUCAAGGUACGGCUGCCCGAUGAAGUAGUGCGCAAGACGUCGGAAAAGUACAAGGAGGCGUACGAGCGCAUCACUGGCCAAAAGUGGACCGGAGAUGGAGAGGCAUGAAAGCAUAGACGGGCGAAGGAAAUGUACUUUAUGUCGCUCUCCGGUAAAAGGGAGGAAGUUUAGAGAUGGCGAUGGCCGUGCCUACACAAUUAAACGUUGUACAACAAUGAAGGAGCGUCG
This is a messenger RNA of Acaromyces ingoldii, 1120 nucleotides long. RefSeq names its product putative ADE1-phosphoribosylamidoimidazole-succinocarboxamide synthase. The record is from RefSeq and is a predicted model, not a curated record. NCBI's taxonomy places the organism in Eukaryota, Fungi, Basidiomycota, Exobasidiomycetes, Exobasidiales, Cryptobasidiaceae. Gene Ontology annotation, molecular function: phosphoribosylaminoimidazolesuccinocarboxamide synthase activity. Gene Ontology annotation, biological process: 'de novo' IMP biosynthetic process. Gene Ontology annotation, cellular component: cytoplasm. The transcript is spliced from 3 exons. Bases 29 to 1000 code for a protein of 323 amino acids.